AUGGAGCUUCAACUGGUGGCACUACUAUUGGUUCUUCUUCCUGUGAAACCACUGUCACUGGCAAUGAAAUUCAAACUUCCUCCUCAAUCACUUGAAAGGAUAAGCAAGAUCCAGGCAGUCAAAUGGAGAGUCAGUUAUCACAAGAAAAAAGCUCAGUGGAAUUAUGUUUUGGAUAUUAGUAAAAAUAAUAGUAGUCUUUGGGUUCUACUAGGAGACCUUAAUUUUCAUAUUUCUGAUACUGAUAAUAAUGUUUCUUCCUCUAUUGAUGGAUGGGUCAAUAAGACUGUUUCUGAAUGUGGUUUAGAAGACUUAGGUUAUUCUGGCAAAAGUCACACUUGGACCAGCAACAAUUUAGGUACAUGUGAUAGAAAAUAUAGAAUAGACAUGGCACUAGGCAAUAGUGAUUGGAAUAUUUCUUUUCCUAAUUCUAAAUUAUAUCACCUUAACCAAGUUGGUAGUGAUCAUAGUCCAAUUAUGUUUGUUACAGAUUCUAGUAUACCUAACUGCUGGAAGCCUUUUAAGUUUUUUCUAACUUGGCUUAAUGAUGAUUCUUGUUUUAAUGUAAUUGCUAAUGCUGGGAAGACUGAAUUUAAUGGCUCCCCAGCCUUUCAGUUCACUAAUAAAAUGAAUAUCACUAGGAAAACUUUAUCCAAAUGGAACAGAGAACAUUUUGGUAACAUUCAUCAGCAGGUUAAUUCUCUACAGCAGCAGUUAACUGUAUUACAAGCUCAACCACACAACUCUCAGGCAGAUGAUCAAAUUCAGACAUCAAGAGAAGAGAUUUCAUCUCAUCUUACAAGCCAUUUCAGUAGUAUAAGUUCAAGUACAAUUCUUGAGGAACACGUUUAUUCAGUUCUUCCAACAAUCAUUACCGCAGAAGAUAAUAUUAUUCUGACAAGUAUUCCCUCUUCAGAUGACAUUUUUUCUUCUUUAAAAAGUAUGGAAAAUUGGAGUUCUCCAGGGCCAGAAGGGUUUCAAGCAGGGUUUUACAAAAGUCAAUGGAGCUCUAUAGGUGAAGAUGUUUGCUUAAUGGUCAAGAAAUUCUUUGAAACAAAAAAUUUGUCAAGGAAAGUUAAUAAAACUUAUAUUUCUCUCAUUCCAAAGAAGAAGAAAUCUAUGUGUGCAGCAGAUUACAGACCCAUUGGAUUAUGCAAUACAUUCUAUAAAAUAAUUUCUAAGAUUCUUGUAAGCAGGAUGAAACCAUUAAUGGAGAAGAUCAUAUCUCCAUAUCAGGCAACAUAUGUUUCAGGCAGAUUAAUUAGUGACAACACAGUAAUAGCUCAAGAAAUUAUUCAUUCUAUGAAGAAAAAAAGGGGUCAAAUAGGAUGGAUGCACUUAAGCUGGAUAUGUCAAAAGCAUUUGACAGAUUGGUGGAACUUGCUUCUUAAAGUUCUUAACUAUUUUGGGUUUAGUGAUGAUUUCUGUGACUUGAUUCACCAGUGCAUAAGUACUUCAAUUCUUUCAAUUCUUAUUAAUUGUUCACCUUGUGAUGAAUUCAAGCACACAAGAGGAAUUAUACAAGGUGACCCUCUUUCACCUUAUCUAUUUAUUCUGGAUAUGGAAUUUCUCUCAAGACAUCUAGUUGCAACUCAACAAGACAAAACUAUUCAAGGUAUUAAAGUGGCUUGUAAUGCACCAGCCAUCAAUCAUUUGCUAUUUGCAGAUGAAUGCCUGAUUUUCACUCAGGCAAAUCUUACUUCUGUCAACAAUCUGCUCAACAACUUCAGCACUCAGUCAGGACAAGUUAUAAACUUUGAGAAAUCUGCAGUUUACUUCAGCAAGCAUACAAAAACAGAAGAAGGAAGGUCAACUAUGAUCAAGCAUGUCUUAAAUGCAGUCCCUACUUAUCAAAUGGGCACCUUCAAGCUCCCUAAUCAACUCAUUAAUAAGCUUACUUCCAUAGAGAGACAUUUCUUUUGGGGCCAUAAAUCUAAUAAAGGUGCUAACCCCAUAUCUUGGCUCAAGAUAUGUGAAUCAAGAGAUUUUGGUGGACUGGCUUUCACAUAUCCAGAAAAGCUUAAUUUGGCUCUGCUAACAAAUAUGGCUUGGAGAAUCUGUACUGAAUCAAGUAAUCUAAUGGUGCAGCUUAUAAGGAAGAAAUAUUUUAGAAAUGGGGAUAUUCUACAUCAAAAGAUUGAGGCUAAAAACUGCUCAUAUUCUUGGAAUGACAUUGCUAAAGACCAAUUAUUUGAUGACAACACUUCUGCUAGAAUUCAGAGUAUGUUUCUUGAUGUGACAAAGGAAGACAAGAUGAUAUGGAUGCCUUCAAAAGAUGGUAAAUUCUCUGUUAAGAGCACUUACAAUAAGCUUACUAGCUGGGAUGGAGAAGUUAAUGUCAAUGGAAGAAUCAUUCAAUUUGUGGUUUGGAAAGCACUGUGGAAAUCUGGAGCUACUCAUAGAAUUAAGCUCUUCAUUUGGAAAUGUAUUAGGGAGAUUAACCAGACAAGGGAUAAACUGGCAGUCUAUAAUAUAGAGCAGGAAAAAAAAUGUGGUAGUCGUGGUAGUUGUACUGAAACUAUUGAGCAUUUUUUACUGGAAUGCAAACAUGCCAGAGAUGUGUGGAGAGGGGUGAACAUCAAUAUUGAUGCAAUCAGAAACAAUUGUACAAGUGUAUCAGAAUGGUGCACAAGUUGGUUCACAACAGAUAAUAGUACAAAUGAGCAUUGGAUGUUUACAUUAAUGAUUGGUGCAUGGAUCAUCUGGAAGGACAGAUGUGAUUCAAUCUUCCAGGGAAUAUCUCUAAACCCAAUUAAUUUUGUGCAUAAAAUUAACUAUCAUUUGAUUUCUCAUCUGAAGUCACAUAACAUUGUACAUGAACAUAUGCAUAGCAUUACAUCACAUUGGGUACCUCCUUAUCCAGGCAUUAUUAAAAUUAAUGUUGAUGCACCAUUCGACAGCUUUACUAGCAAAAUAGGAACUGGACUAAUCAUUCGUGAUGAAACAGGUGAUUGUAUAGGGAUCAAAGGAAGUUUCACACAUGGAGCAUUAAAUCCAGAAGAAGGAGAAUGUAUGGAAAUCCAUGAAGCACUAGCAUGGGCAAAGAAGAAAUCUUACUUCAAAAUCCAAAUAGAAGAAGAUGCUACACUGGUCAUUCAAUCUCUUACGGGCACCACUUCUUUAAUUCAGUGGGAAAACAGAAAUAUUUUGAAAGAUAUUAAACAUUUAUCUUUAUGUUUUAGUUUUCGUAGUUUUUCAUUCAUCAGCAGAGAUGACAAUCAAGUAGCAGGUGAACUGGUUAAUCAGUUAAAACUUCAGAAUUAG
Molecule: messenger RNA, 3261 nt
Organism: Papaver somniferum (opium poppy)
Lineage: Eukaryota; Viridiplantae; Streptophyta; Magnoliopsida; Ranunculales; Papaveraceae
Exons: 5
Coding region: 1-3261 (1086 amino acids)
Molecular function (GO): RNA-DNA hybrid ribonuclease activity; nucleic acid binding
Source: RefSeq, a predicted model, not a curated record